AUGGAGAAAGUUUUAAGACCACAACGUUUUGACACCAAUCCUAACGCUCAAGACGCUGCUAGAUCGUGGUUGCACUGGUUUGCUACUUUCCAAAAUUUUGUAGCUGCUAUACCUAACGAAGAAGUGAACAAAUUAAAGGUUCUAGUCAAUUAUGUUUCUACCGACGUUUAUCAACUUUUCUGUGAAGCGACAACCUACGAGGAAGCUAUAGAAUUGUUAAAAAAUCUCUAUGUUAAGGUUCCUAAUGAGAUAUUUUCGCGACAUAAGUUAGCUACUCGUAAACAACAAUCUGGCGAGAGCCUGGAUGAGUAUUUGCAAGAAUUAAAAUCGCUAAGCAAAGAUUGUAAUUUUCGUAGCGUGACAUCAAAUCAAUAUCGAGACGAGGCUGUACGAGACGCGUUUAUAGCAGACGGAAUUCCAAUAACAGCUGCUGCUCUAUCAAACAAGGACGGGGAGAAUUCGUUUAUUAAUCAACGGGCAUUCGAAAACCAAGAUAAAACUGAUCAAUCUGACGGACAUCAAGAGAACAACGGCAUAGUAAGGUAUGUUGCCGCCUCUUCUAGAUCAGCGAAAUGUUUCUUCUGCGGUAAUCCACCACACCAUCGUUCCGCAUGCCCGGCUAAAGACGCCUAUUGUUAUAAAUGUAAAAAGAAAGGACAUUUCCAAAGAGUAUGUAAAUCGGUCGCUCCUCAGGCUUCGUAUAUAGCAUUAGCAUCAACUAAACAUACAGUAGCAAAGUCACUAAAGAAAGCCUGUAUUGAUGUCUUGAUUAAUGGAAAAUCUUGCGAAGCUCUAAUUGAUUCGGGAAGUAGACAUAAUUUUAUACAUCCUAAAGUUGCAAGUAAUCUGGGAUUGAACGUUUAUACAACCCAAGAGAAAGUAACAAUGGCUGCAUCCUCGUUUUCCUCUAAAAUUCAAGGCUAUUGUCUUGCAGAUAUUAUACUUAAAGAGCGAGAGUAUGCGAAAGUAAAACUGUUUGUCUUAACAAAUUUAUGUAUGAACGUGAUAUUAGGACAAAAUUGGCAGGAAAAACAUGAAAGCAUAAUUAUUGAGUAUGGGGGAAAAUCGCCCUCUUUAACGAUAUGUGGUUUAUCAACUAUAAAUAUAGGGCCACCGCCGUUGUUUCAAUUUUUGUCUGAAGAUUGUAGACCGGUAGCUGCAAAAUCACGAAGAUACAGUGCCGAAGACAGAGCGUUCAUCGCAACAGAAGUGUCGAAAUUGCUUGAAGAAGGGAUUAUUGAAGAAAGUGACUCUCCCUGGAGAGCCCAAGUCGUUGUAACCAAGAACGAAAGACAAAAGAAAAGACUAGUAAUCGAUUACUCUGAAACAAUUAAUAAAUUUACUCAGUUGGACGCUUAUCCGAUGCCAAGAAUAGAUGAUACAGUAAACACAGUUGCCCAAUAUAGUGUCUUUAGCACUGUAGAUCGUAGAAGUGCAUACCAUUAA
This is a messenger RNA of Xenia sp. Carnegie-2017, 1446 nucleotides long. RefSeq lists its product as uncharacterized. The record is from RefSeq and is a predicted model, not a curated record. The transcript has 2 exons. Gene Ontology annotation, molecular function: zinc ion binding; nucleic acid binding. Lineage: Eukaryota; Metazoa; Cnidaria; Anthozoa; Malacalcyonacea; Xeniidae. The coding region runs from base 1 to 1446 and encodes 481 amino acids.